Messenger RNA from Chaetura pelagica (chimney swift), 1749 nucleotides. It is a transcript of the gene IL2RB, whose product is annotated as interleukin 2 receptor, beta. Gene Ontology annotation, biological process: cytokine-mediated signaling pathway; immunoglobulin mediated immune response. NCBI's taxonomy places the organism in Eukaryota, Metazoa, Chordata, Aves, Apodiformes, Apodidae. Gene Ontology annotation, molecular function: cytokine receptor activity; protein binding. The transcript has 9 exons. Bases 1 to 1749 code for a protein of 582 amino acids. The record is from RefSeq and is a predicted model, not a curated record. Gene Ontology annotation, cellular component: external side of plasma membrane; membrane.
AUGAAGUCCUCUUUGCUGCUCCUGUGUCACUUCUGGCUGUUCAGCCCCACACCUCUCUCACAGGCAUCAGACUUGGCACAAGGCACCUCCAGUUUAACAUGUUGGUAUGACUCACGGGCAGCUCUCUUCUGUGACUGGAAGCCAGGCAAGGACCUGGUUGAAGCACCAUGCCAGCUAGAGGUUUUGUCGACCUUCCGUCUUUGUGACAGUUUCUCACAUAAAAUAAUCAAGAAGCACUGCGAGUUACCCAAGGCAGAACACAUGACAGGACUGAGGAGAUGCAUCAAGACCUUCAGUAAAAACAGCAAUACUCAAUGCUUCACCACUGCAGACCGUCUGACCUUGUCUGUCCACUGCAAGAUUGGAGAGAACAGGUCUAUACCUGUGCGAAUAGAAAAUUUCAGUCCACUUGAAAAUAUAAAGCUGAGGCCUCCAGGAAAUCUUCAGCUGGUUAGCAAAACUGACAAUACCUACAACUUAACGUGGAGCCUGAAUAUUUCCUCUCACUAUUUGUACGGGGAGCGGGAAUAUCAAGUGCGAUAUCGGACCACAAAUCAGUACUGGGAGGAGGCCAAGAACUUCACCAUUGUGCAGGAUCAGAUGUGGGCUGUGCUUGAGAGCCUCUCCCCUGGCUUGAAAUACGAGGCAGCUGUCCGUGCAAAGCCUGGUGCCUUGAGUAUCUACAAGGGCGUCUGGAGUGACUGGAGUGAGACGAUUCUGUGGAGGAUACACGCCCACCAAGGAUCCCGGACAGUCUUGCCAGCUCUUAUAGUGAGCACCUGCAUCUUUGUGGUUAUUGGGACUGCUUUCCUUCUUAACUUACGGAAUUUGAAAUGGUUGAAAAAGAUCCUGAAGACUCGCAUCCCAGACCCUGAGAAGUUCUUUCUCCCACUAUUUUCAGUUCAUGGAGGUGAUAUUCAGAAAUGGCUCUCCUCCCCAUUCUCCACCUCCUCCUACUGUGUGAACAGUACAACCCCAGAGAUCUCCAUGCUUGAGGUGAUGCAGAAGAAUGACCAGGAAUCCCAAUUUCUACUUUCCAAGGCAACCCUGACUCCUGAUCCUCCCUUAGAAACCAGUGGGCACUCUGUAUCCAGUUGCUUCACCAACCAAGGCUACUUCUUCUUCCACUUUUCCAACUCCUUUGAGGUAGAGCCCUGUCAGGUCUACUUCACUUAUGAGCCUUUCACCCAGGAGGGCAGUGGCAGUGAGGAUGGUGAGUUUUAUCAUGCUCUCCCCUCCCCAGACCUCUGCACACUGGCAGAAGACAUGUCCCUGUUGUCCCAGAACUUUCUUCAUUGUACUAAGGCAACCCAGGGCUUCCAAAAUGGCUCCUUCAUGGAAGAGACAGAAGGUAAAGCCCAACAAACUAUGGCUAUUUCUAAGGCUCUGCAGUCAAGUGAAGACACCUCAUCAGCACCAGUUCUAAAGCAGGAUGAGAAGGUGAUGGACAAAACAGCUUCACAACCUGCUGAGGCCCUGUGCCAGCUGGAUACUGACUUUCCUGACCCACCAGAUCUUCAUGACAAAGACACUAUUGAUGCAAUGGAGGGGAAUGGAAAGGCAGGUCCUCUGACUGAUCCCUGUACACCAGCAGCAAACAGUGUCUCUUCUUUUUCUCAGCCUCCACCUCUAGAGCAAAGCCAGGAUGAGAAUCCAUGCAGAGCAGCCUUCUCCAGCCAGGUCCCAAACACUGGUUCCUACCUUUCUCUGAGGGAUCUCCAAAGCCAGUACAGCAAUUGUUCUGUCUAG